AUGACAAUGGAAAACAUUCAGACUCACCUCUUGUUGCUCUUGGGCCUGGUGAUCUUAAUCCUGGCAAACUCGCUGGCUCAUACUAAUAAUUGGAUGGUAUCGGCGAGUUAUGACUCGGCUUCAUUCAAUCGGAGCAGCUUUCCGGCCGGUUUCAUUUUCGGGACUGCAUCUGCUGCUUACCAGUAUGAAGGGGCAGCAAAAGAGGAUGGCAGAGGCCCAAGUAUAUGGGAUACAUUUACUCAUAAACACCCAGGUAAGAUAAAGGACCAUAGCAAUGGAGACGUAGCAAUUGAUUCUUAUCAUCGUUAUAAGGAAGACGUGGCGAUAAUGAAGGAUUUUGGGUUGGAUGCAUACAGAUUCUCCAUCUCUUGGUCUAGAGUUUUACCUUAUGGAAAGGUAGGUCGAGGAACAAACAAGGAAGGCAUCCAAUAUUACAACAACCUCAUCAACGAGCUUCUAUCCAAUGGAAUCCAGCCCUUCAUAACUCUAUUUCACUGGGAUCUUCCACAAGCUCUGGAAGACGAGUAUGGUGGUUUCUUAAGUCCUCACAUAAUUGAUGACUUCCAAGACUAUGCGGAGCUUUGUUUCAAAGAGUUUGGAGAUAGAGUUAAGCAUUGGAUCACCCUGAAUGAGCCAUGGAGUUUUAGCAAUAAUGGAUACAACUUGGGCAUCCAUGCACCUGGACGAUGUUCUAAAUGGGUGGGAAAUUGUACUAGUGGGAAUUCUGCGACUGAGCCCUACUUGGUAGUCCACCACCAACUUCUUGCUCAUGCAGCUGCUGUGAAAGCAUACAAGAAAAAGUAUCAGGCAUCUCAAAAGGGAAAGAUUGGAAUUACAAUAAUAUCACACUGGAUGGUGCCCUUCUCAAAGGACACUUCCAACUAUGCUGCGGCACAAAGAGCUCUUGAUUUCAUGUUUGGAUGGUUUAUGCACCCAUUAACCUAUGGUGAUUAUCCGCAAAGCAUGCGAUCUCUAGUUGGAAAUCGCUUACCGAAAUUCUCCGUAAAUCAGUUGAAGAUGGUUAAAGGAUCAUUCGAUUUCCUCGGACUAAAUUACUAUACUGCUAAUUAUGCAUCUAAUCUUGCCUUCUCCAAUGAUCUUAAAAUGACUUAUUCGACAGAUUCUCGUGCUAAUCUCACCACUGAGCGGAAUGGGAUCCCCAUUGGUCCAAGGACUGCUUCGGAUUGGUUGUUCGUAUAUCCUCGAGGAAUAUGGGAGUUAUUACUUUAUACAAAGCGAAAAUAUAAUAAUCCAGCAAUUUAUAUUACUGAAAAUGGGAUAUCAGAGUUCAACAAUAGUACACAGACAUUGGAGGAAGCCUUAACAGAUAACAUGAGAAUCGACUAUUACUAUCAUCAUCUUUUAUUCCUCAACAAAGCCAUCAAGGAGGGUGUUGAUGUAAGGGGAUACUUUGCAUGGUCAUUGUUGGACAACUUUGAGUGGGCCGAUGGUUAUACAGUUCGAUUUGGUAUUAAUUAUGUGGAUUACAAAAAUGGAUUGAAGAGAUACCCAAAGCACUCUGCCAAUUGGUUCAAAAAGUUCCUCCAGAGAUAGACUAAUAUAGACUAUUCCAUGCAUAUGUACUUCCA
Molecule: messenger RNA, 1589 nt
Organism: Telopea speciosissima
Lineage: Eukaryota; Viridiplantae; Streptophyta; Magnoliopsida; Proteales; Proteaceae
Product: beta-glucosidase 12-like
Exons: 13
Coding region: 1-1554 (517 amino acids)
Biological process (GO): carbohydrate metabolic process
Molecular function (GO): beta-glucosidase activity
Source: RefSeq, a predicted model, not a curated record